CUCCUCCGCAGGACCCAGCGCUUUUAAAAAUCCUCCCACUCACGCUAGCGUACGGUGACGCGCUCGUCUCCAUCUUCGCGUUUGCGCCGCGGCCAUAAUCACCAACCCAAUCACAACACACAGUUAUCCUGUUCCGACGUGGAAAUAUUGCGCGACAGAAGGCCUGACAAGAAAACGGUGAUAUUUACGGAUCGCUUCGGCCUGGUUCUGUGUAGCGACGGCACCGGUUUCACUUUUCUGCGCCACGGCUCGGGAUCAGCCGAGCUACAAGUCUCCUUUGGAAAACACGGGGCCGUAUGCUGGUAUGCACAGAACACUUUGGAUUUAGCAUCAUCCCGACACGACCACUUGGACCUUGGAGUGUUUUCUUCCAAUGUCCCAGAGACAACAUGACCGCUCUCAAAGAACCAGACUGCUAAGUGUGGGCUUGACCUCGUCCACUCCCGUUCCAGCUCCCUGAAAGGCUUUCCUGCUUUCCCACCCAGACAUGAAGCAGGUGACGCUCUGGACGGCCUCCGAGGUUUCCGAUUGGCUGGCAGAAGAGUGCAUGCAGGAAUAUUCCGAUGCGUUGCGAAACACGGACGGGCCUGCUCUCCUAAGGCUCACAGAGGAAGACUUCAAAUCCCCGCCCCUGUCCCUGGUCACUGGAGAUAGUGGCCGACAACUAAUGGAACGUAUCGAGACUUUGCGCUUCACAAGCCACAUGAAGGGACACAAAAGAAACAACCUUGAGAACAGUCAACACGCGAACGGACACACAAUAGCUACACAUGCCAAUGGCAGUGUCGGUGAUGGCAAGAUCCUCAACGGCGGGCCUAAAAAUGGAUUCCUCUACGAACCGGUUCGCAUCUUGAUCCCGCUGCCCACCGAACAGGAACGCAUGCCGUUUCCCACAGAGUGGUUCAAAACGGGCGUGGCCUUCCUGUACGCCAUAUGCUGCUUUGUCACGACAACAGUCGUGAUCUCGGUGGUCCAUGAAAGAGUCCCGCCCAAAGAGGAGUCCCCACCCUUGCCCGAUAAGUUCUUUGAUCUGUUUGAUCGAGUGCAGUGGGCGUUUUCCAUCUGCGAGAUCAACGGCAUGCUGCUGGUGGGACUCUGGCUUGCACAGUGGUGUCUGCUCAAGCACAGGUCAAUCGUUGGCCGGCGGUUCUUUUUCAUCGUGGGCACUCUUUACCUGUACAGAUGCGUGACCAUGUAUGUUACGACGUUACCUGUGCCUGGGAUGCACUUUAAAUGCUCUCCCAAGCUCUUUGGUGACUGGGAGGCUCAGUCCCGACGGGUCUUAAAAAUGAUUGCAGGUGGUGGGCUGUCCAUCACAGGCUCUCACUCAUUGUGUGGAGAUUAUCUGUACAGUGGACACACAGUGAUGCUGACUCUAACGUACCUCUUUAUUAAAGAGUAUUCACCACGGAGGAUCUGGUGGUAUCACUGGAUCUGCUGGUGCCUGAGUGCGAUAGGGAUAUUCUGUAUCCUCUUGGCUCAUGACCACUACACGGUUGAUGUGGUUGUGGCCUACUUCAUGACCACACGUCUUUUCUGGUGGUACCAUACAAUGGCCAAUCAGCAGGCUUUAAAAGAGAAUUCUGCCGCCAACCUGUUUGCUCGUGUCUGGUGGUUCGGCCCAUUUCAGUACUUUGAGAGGAACGUGCGGGGCAUCGUGCCUCGAAACUACCAGCUGCCCUUUUUGUGGAGAACAUUGUCAAGUAUCCGGGUGAAGUACAACAGGCUGGACUCUCGUGAGUCGUGACCCUUGUCUCCUGAUUGGUUGGAGCUCUGUGAGAAACUUGAGAGGCAAGCUGCUCUUCCCAUCAACCCCUGCUAAACUGGUUGAGCACUGUGAUGCAUAUACACCUAUCGUUUUAUAGUAUUUGAAGAAAUUCAAUGUCCUUGGCAGGUAUGUAUUUGUAGAGCAGAGCAUCGAACAACUGGAUUUGAUUUGCUGCUCAUAGUAGUUAAAAAACACUGACAAUAUGAACUGUGUAAUCUGGCGUUUGUCUCAUAUAGAACGAAGCCUUCGUGCUGGUUCUCAGUGGACUCGAUCCUGCAGAAUAUGUAAUUUAUGUUUUGAUCACCUGCCAAAACUGUAUUGAUAUCCUGGAAUAUAUGGAAAGAGAUUUUCUUUUAAAGAAGCGUCUUUUUGUAAUAACUUUAUUAAUUCUGGUGCAAGAGAUUUUUCUAAAUAUUUCGCAGGUUUAUUUUCCAAAAAAGUGACAUCCAAAUAGAAUAUCUUUUCUAGAUUUAUAACUUUCUAAAUGUUUGGGUGCAUACAGCUUCAGAAUUUUCUAGUGCCUUUGUUUCAUAUGCUCAAACACGCAUGUAUAUCAGCAUACACGUACGACUGCACACAUUGAUCAACACUUACACAACGUGUUUUUACACACAAUGUCUGUCUGAGUGUGGAUGCUUUGCAGUAAACACUAAGUAAGACUGUAUUUUUGUCUAGAUGCUAUGAAUGUGACUGUUCAGUUCUGCAUGGCAUUCUACCACAAUCAUUCAAAUCAAAACACUUAUUGUUAUAAAGUGGUUAGAAAUCUGAAGAGUGGAAUAGAAAGACAAGGUAGAGAGAGAGACGAAAUAGUUAUUUAAUCCAGAUACAGUGCUUGUUUGUUAAAGAAUAUGAAUGUCAUUAGUGAUUUGUAAAUUUAAUUUGCUGUUCCACAAAUUUAAAUGAUCAACAUUGUUCUUCAUAGAGAGUAACAGCUAACAAAAUUUAUUUGGGUUUUGGGAACCACUCUAAUUUAAAAGAAACAGAGAAGGUUACUUACACAAACUGAAUGUUUACAAUAUGACCUUCCUUUUAAAGGCAUGCAUAGAAUACAUGAUUCAGCUGUGUGUUGAAGAGUUCGUCUAUAAUCUAAAAAAGGUAUGUUAUGCGUAGUAGACUCCUGUCCAUCUUCAUUCAUAAAAUAACUUAAGUUUCUACAUUUGUAAUGCCAUAGCAUUAGUAGUUUUUGUAGUGAACAAAGGGGCAGUCGUUCUUUAUCUAAAAGGUUUAGUUUAGACUGAAGGUUUUUCAUUCGUAUGAAGUGUGUCUGCCCACAAUGAUGCUAGCCAAAGGGAAGAUAAUCUCUUGAGAACCAAAUCAGAAACUGAUGGUACUCCCUGGUAUAUUUGACUGAAUGGUAGGUAUGUCAUGGGCAUGAAACUGCCUGCAGAAUGACUGAGUUUCUGUAGCGUGAAUGUACAAUCAGUGACUAUACAAUAAAACUGAAAAGAAAAUCAAAAGCACUUUAAAAUAACACCCAUCCACACAAAUCGUACUUUGAUAAAAGUAUGAGCUAAAGUAAACCUGCAUCUUCCCAACAAUAUAAAAUUACAUCCUGGUUUGAGCGCACAAGUUUCACCACAUAAUGUAAUAGAUCAAUGAUGGGUUUUAUACUGGUUUUAUGAAGCUGACAGGUUGAUCAGACCUUUGAAUGUGCAACAAUAUACAGCUGCUUUACCAGGGUGAACAUGCACAUACUGCUUAGUAUUAAUAUGAUCUACUACAGUAUGCUACGGAGUUGUUUUGUUUUGUUUAAAAAAAGUGUUGGUUUACUUAAUUGGGAAGUCCAGAUUGUUCAGCGGUUAAUUUAACUUUGUAUCACAUCGCCAAAUGUUCAGUAAUGGAUUCAGAGAAGCGAAUCGAUUGUUUGCUAAUUUUGUCUUUGAUAUAAUGGUAAAUACAUGCAUGUUGUUGUUUUUGUUGUUGUUUUGUUUCCUUUCAUUGUCAAUUAAAAAUCCAGCAUUGUCAAAUCAAUUCAUUCUUGUCUGAUGUAAAUCAGGUUGUAUGUGCUAAACAAUCUUUUAAUAUGAGAAGUGGAGCGGGGGCGGAGGUUAAAUAAAACUCUUCAUAUUCUGUCA
Molecule: messenger RNA, 3843 nt
Organism: Triplophysa dalaica
Lineage: Eukaryota; Metazoa; Chordata; Actinopteri; Cypriniformes; Nemacheilidae
Gene: sgms1a
Product: sphingomyelin synthase 1a
Exons: 6
Coding region: 488-1747 (419 amino acids)
Biological process (GO): ceramide biosynthetic process; sphingomyelin biosynthetic process
Cellular component (GO): endoplasmic reticulum membrane; Golgi membrane
Molecular function (GO): protein binding; sphingomyelin synthase activity; ceramide cholinephosphotransferase activity
Source: RefSeq, a predicted model, not a curated record